GCUCAAUCUUCGGUUGCUUAGUUUCUCUCUAUUCUUCCACACAAUUUCCUUCAAAAUCAUCAAUAGAUCCAUUUUACCAUUACAUUAUACACACAUCUUUUCAAAUCAUUUACUAAAAUUCACAUUACAAUUUUCGUGCACAGAGAGGAAGGGUGCAUCAUUGCAUGUGGUAUUGAAUGUUUCUGAAAUUCUAUCAAAAUCACUGCUGCAGCCAAUCUCAUUUAUGAGAGGAAAUUUCUGCCACAGAAUUUUAUUCUGGGCUAAAUGCGCAGUUGAUUUCAAGCUUCAUUUUGGAGGAAAAUUGCAGAGCUAAGAAAUUUCAUUUCAACAAUCAUAUUCUCAGCUGAUAAUUUGGGUAUGGCGGCUUAUGGUGCAGCGGUUUCUCUGAAGAAUACGAUUCAGCGUAUUCUACAAUCGUCUCGCAUUUCUCUCGUUUCACCCUCUCCACAAAUAGUACCCUCAGCUGAUUAUGGUGCAGCGACUUUUCUCAAGAAUACGAUUCAGUGUAUUCUACAGUUGUUUUGCAUUUUGCCCGCUCCCCCCUCUCCACAUAUCUUACAACCUGCCUACGACGAGAUGGAGCGCUUGCAGAAAGUUCUGCUCAAAUUGGACGAGACCAGCUGCAGCAAGAUCAGGACGAAGGUGAAUGCUGCGGAUGAACUUAUAAAAGAGGCAGUUUGGGAAUUUGAAGAUUUACUUGAAUCCCAUGUCUUACAUCAGAUUCUUCCACAACUCGAAAGCAGAUCGGGUGGUGAGAGAGACAAAUUAUCCUUCUCUGUAGAUCUGCAGAGUCUGCAACACCAUGUUGAUUGCUUUGUCGAGAUGGUGAAGAUGAUGGAGGAAGAGUACAUCAUUGAAAUGGAGAAUAUGCCUGAAGAAGAGGGCGAGCCUGUUUCCUCAAGAAUUGAUUCUGGUGGAAUGAUCAAGUCUAAGAUGGUUGGAUUAUCUGAUGAAUUUCAAAAGGCCAGAGAUUAUCUUCUUGAAGAAAAUAACAAUAACAACUAUUCAAUUAUUGGGAUGGCGGGUAUUGGAAAGACAACUCUUGCUAAGCAUAUUUUUGAAGAUCCAUCAAUUCGGAGCCAUUUUGAGUUUCGAGCAUGGGUCAGAGUGGGCAGAAAAUGCGAAUCCAAUGAACUAUUACGAUGCGUUCUAGCUCAAGUCGAUCCCAAAGCUUACGAAAUGCUUAUCCAAGGAGAUGAUGAUGAGGAGGAAUUAGUUGGGCGCUUGAAAGAAAAAUUGAAGGGUAAGAAAUGUCUGAUGGUGUUGGAUGAUGUUUGGGAGGUAGAAGCAAUAAAUCGCAUAGAAGAAUUGGUGGAAGAGAAUAUUGGUGGAAGGCUUCGAGUCUUACUUACAAGUAGAAGAAAAAUAGAAUCCAAUACGGAUGCAGGCCAAAAAGUACUGCGCUUGUUGAAUGCACAAGAAAGCAAGGACUUACUUGGUGAGAAAGUGUUUGGUGAAGAGGGUUUCCCUAUUCAACUUGAGGAACUAGGUGAGAUGAUUGCUUGGAAAUGUGAAGGUCUUCCUCUUAUGAUAGUCACGGUUGCAGAGCUCCUAUCAAAAGUCGACAAGACCCCAAAAUACUGGACUGAGAUACUCAUCAAACAACGUAGUCCAGUCUUUGUGGAUGCAUAUAAUCAAAUAUCAGAGGUACUUUUUCCAAGCUAUGACUAUUUACCCCAAUUUUUAAAAAUGAUUUCUCUAUGUGGGAGCUUUCCGUCCAUAUGAUGAUAUCAGUACAACCAUACUCACGACUCUGUGGAGUGUUGAGGGAUUUCUUGAACCAAUUGGAGGACAAAGUCUUGAAUAUCUUUCGAGUGCAUGCUUGGAAACUCUUACUUUUCGGCAUCAUCUUGUUAUGGACACAUCGAAAUCUUGGUUUUUUAAGGUUGAGUAUCGCGUGCAUUCUUGCUGGCAACAUGUGUGUAAGGUAGAAGCUAGUAGGAUCAAGUUUUUGCAUGUCUUACAAAGUUGUGAUGAUGUUAUAAAAGACCAACGCCGCUUGUGUGCCCAUUCAAACAGUUUAUUCUGCUUCAAACAAGUGUGUGAUUUGAUAGAAAGUGAUUGUGCAUCCACUGCCCGUUCUCUCCUUUGUCAUGGUCCUUUUCACCCAUAUCCUAUCCCAAUACAUGCCAUGGGUUUCAAGUUGCUCAAGGUACUAGAAACUGUUAAAGUCCGGUUUUACCAUAUUCCAACUGAAAUUUUGAAGCUACUUUAUCUGCGGUUGCUUGCCCUAAUUUGCAACGCGGACCUCCCUCCUUCCAUAUCCAACCUUUUUAACCUUCAAGUCUUGAUUAUCUAUCCAUAUAUGAAUAUUAAAAAGCGUGGAGUUCAGUCAUAUAUGCCCGUGCAAAUUUGGGACUUGGAAGAACUACAACAUAUUGAGAUAAUGGGAACUGACCUACCAACCCCUAAUACUUAUGAUGCUACCUUGAACAAACUCAUCACACUUCUUGGUGUGAGUGCAAACAGUUGUACAUGGGAAGUUCUCAAAAGAACUCCUAAUUUAAAGAGAUUAUCAAUUCAUGUGGAGUUGAAGCCUUAUGAUGAUGAUAGUGAUGAAACCAACCCGUUGAGUUGCUUGAGUUAUAUAUCACAACUCCAGAACUUGGUUAACCUUGAAUAUAGCAUCUGGAAUCCUGAGAUGAAGUAUGAGCUUCAUACUAUUCCUCUUUCAAUGUUUCCAUCACAUCUCAAUGAUUUACGUUUGAGGGGGUUGGGGUAUCCUUGGAAGUACAUGAAUGACAUUGGUUCGCUGCUGCCAAAUCUCCAGCAUCUCAAUUUAAAAUCCUAUGCCUUUCGAGGCCCGAUGUGGGAAAUAAAACCAGGCAGUUUCUUGAAACUUACUACACUUCAAAUUAAAGACACCGAUUUGGUGCAAUGGAGACCUCAACAUGGAAGCUUCCCAGAGCUUAAAGUUCUAAGCAUGAAGCAUUGCUACAAAUUACAACAGCUCGAUUGGCCGUACGAUGACUCUUGGAUAAAGGUCAUCGAAUUGGUGGAGUGCAAUCCUUUAGCUGUUGCUUGUGCCAAUCAAUUAAAGGAUAAGUUUUCCUUUGAACUUAUGGCUCGUUCUUCUUUUUGAUGAGCUUAGCUACACUCUGCAACUUGCGUAACAGGUUAGUCUUCCUACUUUGCAAUAUCACGUCUUAAUGUUUCUGCUUACAAACCAAAUCAAUUCAUGUCACAAAUAGGCUUGAUUUAAA
Messenger RNA from Salvia miltiorrhiza (redroot sage), 3203 nucleotides. Its product is annotated as disease resistance protein RPP13-like. Lineage: Eukaryota; Viridiplantae; Streptophyta; Magnoliopsida; Lamiales; Lamiaceae. The record is from RefSeq and is a predicted model, not a curated record. The transcript has 2 exons. Gene Ontology annotation, biological process: defense response to other organism. The coding region runs from base 358 to 1725 and encodes 455 amino acids. Gene Ontology annotation, molecular function: ADP binding.